Molecule: messenger RNA, 2624 nt
Organism: Siniperca chuatsi (mandarin fish)
Lineage: Eukaryota; Metazoa; Chordata; Actinopteri; Centrarchiformes; Sinipercidae
Product: prostaglandin G/H synthase 1-like
Exons: 12
Coding region: 452-2008 (518 amino acids)
Biological process (GO): cyclooxygenase pathway; response to oxidative stress
Cellular component (GO): cytoplasm; neuron projection
Molecular function (GO): prostaglandin-endoperoxide synthase activity; oxidoreductase activity, acting on single donors with incorporation of molecular oxygen, incorporation of two atoms of oxygen; peroxidase activity
Source: RefSeq, a predicted model, not a curated record
GCUUGUUAUGGAGAGAGAAGCCAACCCCUGUCUCUCAAAUUACUUUCUAGAAACAGAAUAACACGGUGAACCAAAAUUUAUUUGAUUUCUAGUCCUCACAGAACGAUCCACUUGUGGGAAUCAUGAAAGAGUUUAGCAUUUUCUCCAUCUGGGUGUUUAUCAGUCUGUUGCUGCUGGAAAGCUCAUCAUGUGCUGGUGACCCAAGUGUUGGUACAGGUCAACAGAAGCACAGCAGAAUGAAUUUGGAAAUUGUGACCCUACUGUGCCUGAAAAUGUAACAAAUAUAUGCAGCAUCUAAAUAUUGUCAGUGAAUCCCUGUUGUUACUACCCAUGUCAGAACUCAGGAGUGUGUGUGAGAUUUGGUACAGACCGCUACCAAUGUGACUGCACUCGCACUGGCUUCUAUGGAGACAACUGCACUGUUACGGAGUUCUGGACCAGAGUUCGUCUCAUGCUGAAGCCCAGUCCUACGGUGGUUCACUUUAUCCUCACCCACUUCCAGUGGUUCUGGAACCUCGUCAACAGCUCUUUCCUGCAAGACACAUUCAUGAGACUAGUGCUGACGGUUAGAAGCGAACUUAUUCCAAGCCCUCCAACCUACAAUACCAAAUAUGGAUACCUCAACUGGGAGUCCUACUACAACAUGUCCUACUACACCCGUCUCCUCCCUCCUGUACCUGAAGACUGCCCUUUGCCCAUGGGAACUAAAGGUAAACCUGUUCUUCCCGAUCCCAAAGUGAUGGCUGAGAGGUUUUUUAAGAGAAAAACAUUUAGGCCAGACCCUCAGGGAACCAAUCUGAUGUUUGCCUUCAUGGCCCAACACUUCACCCACCAGUUUUUCAAGACAAACCAUGAAGUUCAAGGUGGCUUCACCAAGGCUUUAGGACAUGGGGUAGAUGCUAGCAAUAUCUACGGAGACAACCUCAUGCGACAGCUUCAACUCCGGCUUCAUAAAGAUGGAAAGCUGAAAUAUCAGUUAGUAAAUGGUGAGAUGUACCCCCCUACAGUAUCUGAAGUCCCUGUGCACAUGGUGUAUCCCGAAGGUUUCCCUCCAGAAAAGCGUCUGGUCAUUGGUCAGGAGUUGUUUGGCAUCCUGCCGGGUCUCACCAUGUACGCCACCAUAUGGCUCAGGGAGCAUAACAGAGUCUGUGACAUCCUGAAGGCAGAGCAUCCCACCUGGGAUGAUGAGCAGCUCUUCCAGACCACCAGACUCAUCAUCAUUGGGGAGAUCAUCAACAUUAUAAUCGAAGAGUACGUGCAGCAUCUGAGUGGAUACCUGCUGAAGCUGAAGUUCGAUCCCUCCCUGCUCUUCAACGCGCGCUUCCAGUACAGCAACCGCAUCGCUCUGGAGUUCUGCCACCUCUACCACUGGCACCCGCUGAUGCCUGACAGCUUCCUCAUCGACGGAAAUGAAAUCUCACACUCCCAGUUUAUUUACAACACCUCCCUUCUCAUGCAUUACGGGGUGGAGAAACUGGUGGAUGCCUUCUCCCGACAACCUGCAGGACAGAUAGGUGGAGGUCGCAACUCUCAUGAAGUAGUGCUCAAAGUGGCAGAAAUGGUCAUCAGAGAGUCCAGAGCAGCACGUGUGCAGCCCUUUAAUGAGUACAGGAAGAAGUUUAACCUAAAGCCAUACACCUCUUUUUAUGAAUUUACUGAUGACGUAGAAAUGGCCAGAGGUUUAGAGGAACUCUAUGGUGACAUAGAUGCUUUGGAGCUCUACCCUGGUGUCCUGCUGGAGAAAGCACGUCCUAACGCCAUAUUUGGUGAGAGUAUGGUGGAGAUGGGUGCUCCCUUCUCCCUGAAAGGCCUGCUGGGAAACCCCAUCUGCUCCCCUGAGUACUGGAAGCCCAGCACCUUUGGAGGAGAGACGGGCUUCAAUAUCGUCAAAACGUCCACUUUGAGGAGACUGGUGUGCCUCAACACCAAGUGGUGUCCAUACGUGGACUUCCAUGUUCCACGAAAUGAGGAGGAAGCAAAACCAAGGAAACCAUCUACUGAAUUUUAAUUAAUAUUCACCUGAUCAUCUGUGAUUUCAUUAAUUAGUAUUACUAAAGUUUUGUCAUUAUCCCAUUCAGACCGGAUUUAUUGCUCGUGAAGGUGAUUGUAAUACUACAUGUGCUAAUUCAGUGGUUUCAAUCCUGCCUGCACAGAAUGACAUACUGUGUAUUUAAGCAGGUCUACCUUCUGAAAAUACAGCUGACAAAUCAUUUAGUUUCUGAAGAUCUGGUGAAAUAAAUUUAUUCAUUACUAUUUAGCAAGAAAAGUCCUCUGGAUCUCAGAAAUGUAUUUUAAUUUGCUAAUAGUUUAACUCAGUAUAUGACUAUUUUGUUCUAAUUUUCUUUUCAGAGUGGAGGUAUUACAUCACUAUGUCUCCAUGAAGACCAAAUAACAAAAACACCUAAAAUUACUGUACAAUUUACCUGUGAAUUCACUGUAUUUUAAAUUGCCAAAAAAGUAAGAAAUAGCUGAUGAAAUAUAAGAAAUAUUGAUCUGCAGACAGUAAUUUGUGUUGCAUAUUAGUAAAAACACAUCUCAUUCUGGUUAAAAUCCCACAAAUCUUUAUAAUCUGUACAAAAGACAAUGUUGCAAUUUGAAAAUAAAAGUUACAAGUUGGCCACUGA